AUGACAAAACACAAAGGAACUAAAAAGCCAAUUGAUCCAUCAAAGCUAACCCCUCAGUAUAUUGAAGAACAGCGACGAAUACGAAAUGAAAGAAAAGAACAGGAAAGGCUAGCAAGGGAAGCCAAGGGUAUUUUUGACUCUCCUGAGCCAAUUGAAAAGUUUAUCAAACGACCUAUAUUGCAAGUACAGGCUCCAGAGGAGGGUAAAUUCACCUUCAAACUUAUGUCAUACAACAUACUAGCACAGUGCCUAAUUCGUCGUGAUUUAUACCCCACGAAUGGCAAGAUACUUAAAUGGUCAGUUCGGUCGAAAAUCCUACUCGAGGAAUUACAUUGGUAUGACCCCGACGUGCUUUGUUUGCAAGAGUGUGAUAAAGUACAGUAUCUUCAUUUCUGGCAGGAGGGGUUACAGAAAGUGGGGUAUGACUCUAAAUUUUAUCGAUUCAAUAUCAAAAAUCAUGGGUUGGUCAUUGCUUUUAAACAGGAUUGGUUUACUUGCAAGCACCAGUCGUAUAUUAAGUAUGAUCAAGAGUUGGAGUAUGAAACAGAUGAACCAAGACUUCCGGAACCGAGAAUCAUUACAAACAAUGUUGGCUUUAUGUGCUUUUUGGAAUUCAAACCAAAUUUAAUUCUGCAGUAUCCAUAUUUGGAGGAGAGAGGUGGCGUGAUUAUAGGUACCACCCACGCGUUUUGGCACCCGUUUGGGACGUAUGAGCGGACAAGACAAAUGUAUAUCCUUUUGCACAAAUUAAAAGAGUUCGAACGAGUAAUGGCGGUGAUCAGGGGGAACACCAAACCAAUAUACUCCUUCUUUACGGGUGAUUUGAACUGUGAGCCUUUUGAUGCACCAUAUCUUUCAAUGACUUCAAAGCCAGUUCAAUACAAUGAUAAAGCAAGGAAUGUAUUGGGCUGUUCAUUGAGCUACACUUUUUCAAAGGAAAGAGCUUUGGAUGAACACGAGAACCCUAAUGGGGACGUCAAUGGCGACGAGUCUAGCUCCAAUGAUGAUGUUGAGUCAGAGGUUGAGUCACAACAUUCCGAGGAUGGCGAGUCUGCUAGAUUUGAUAAUCCCCUGGAUCCCGAGCCCAGCGAAUUUUCACUCAUGGAAGAACAGAAUAAAUUGAUCCAACUGCUUGAGGAUGCUCAUAAUGGUAUUGACCGUCGAGCAAUAUCGAUGUAUUCUGCUGGAUACGCACAAGUUCACCCAGAGAAUGCCACCGAGUUUCGCAACGAGCCAAGCUUUUCCAAUUGGGUUGAUAAAUGGAGUGGAAUGCUCGACUAUAUUUUGCUAGUUGUGCCCUGGUCCAAGGACGAAGAUUACACGAACGAUUUAGACACCGAUCAAUCACUUGAGAAAUAUAACAUUAAACUCACAAAAUUGCUAAAGCUACCCACUGCAGACGAAAUGGGUCCUAAACCCAAUGGACAACCCCGAUUAUACCAAUACCCUUCUGACCAUUUAUGCAUCAUGGCGGAAAUACAGCUUUUAUAG
Molecule: messenger RNA, 1491 nt
Organism: Lodderomyces theae
Lineage: Eukaryota; Fungi; Ascomycota; Pichiomycetes; Serinales; Debaryomycetaceae
Product: RNA exonuclease
Exons: 1
Coding region: 1-1491 (496 amino acids)
Molecular function (GO): poly(A)-specific ribonuclease activity
Source: RefSeq, a predicted model, not a curated record